This is a messenger RNA of Pelodiscus sinensis (Chinese soft-shelled turtle), 936 nucleotides long. RefSeq names its product olfactory receptor 51G2-like. Gene Ontology annotation, cellular component: plasma membrane. Gene Ontology annotation, molecular function: olfactory receptor activity; G protein-coupled receptor activity. Lineage: Eukaryota; Metazoa; Chordata; Testudines; Trionychidae. The record is from RefSeq and is a predicted model, not a curated record. Gene Ontology annotation, biological process: G protein-coupled receptor signaling pathway.
AUGACAGUGGUUAAUGACACAAGACUCAACUCAGCCGUGUUCCUUCUCACCGGGAUACCUGGGUUGGACGACGUCCAUCUCUGGAUUGCUGUCUUUUUCUGCUUAAUGUAUGUUGUUUCAAUAGUAGGCAAUUCAGUCAUUCUAUUCAUUAUAAAAACAGAUCUAAGCCUCCAUGAGCCCAUGUACAUUUUCCUCUCCAUGUUGGCACUCACAGACCUUGGCUUAUCGAUAGCCACCAUACCGACAAUCCUGAGCAUAUUCUUGUUUAAUUGGAGGGAGAUCAGCCUGGAUGCCUGUUUUGCCCAGAUGUUCUUCAUCCACUCGUUUUCAUACAUUGAGUCCUCCGUGCUCUUGUUGAUGGCCUUUGACCGCUUCGUCGCUAUUUGUAUCCCACUGAGGUACACGUCCAUCUUAACCCUGCCAACAAUAACCAAGAUGGGACUGGUGUUUGUGAUAAGGUCCGUGGCCCUAAUAUUCCCUCUCCCAUUUCUCUUGAAACGAUUCCAAUACUGUCGAACCAAUGUCCUCUCCCACUCCUACUGCCUGCACCAGGAGGUCAUGAAGAUGGCCUGUGCGGACAUCACCGUCAACAGCAUCUAUGGUUUUGCUAUCAAACUUUUUGCAGUGGGCUUAGAUUCUUUGUUCAUCUUUCUUUCCUACGUUAUGAUCCUCAAAACUGUGCUGAGUGUAGCAUCUUCCACGGAGUGCCUGAAGGCCCUGAAGACCUGCGUCUCCCACCUCUGCGCCGUGCUUCUCUUCUACAUACCAGAUAUUGGCUUGUCUGUCGUUCAUAGAUUCGGGAAUAGCUCUUCCCUCUUGCUUCAGAUUCUCCUGGGCUACAUCUCCCUGCUGGUCCCGCCCCUGAUGAACCCGAUCGUGUACAGCGUGAAAAGCAAACACCUGCGUGCGAGGAUCGUCAGGGUGUUAUUCAAGUGA